UCGAUUUACACCAAAUUCCUAUAUCACGUAACGUGGUUUAUCGUUUUGUGGAUUUUAGGGUAUUCCCCGCAUUUCAACGGCAUUAAAUGCACAAUACCAUUCCAUUGAUUUUCAGUUUGCACAAAACAAAAAUAGAAAUCUUCACCGGAUUGUACCGUAGUAAAAUCAAGACGUUAGAUCUUCAAACGACCACAUGUUUCCUCUAACAAGCAGAAUAAAGACGUUUCAGAGCCAACAUCUUUGGUUGGUGAUCUUCAUUGCUCUUGUUGUUCCUGAAGUACCACCAUCGACAGCUCAAGAUUUGAUGACGUCUAAUCAGUGCUUUGGAAUAUCCAGAGGUAAACAGUUUACCAUAGCAUUCAUCGAAAACACAAAUCAAAAUUCUGCAAGUAGACGACUCUUCAUUUUAGUGGUAGCAUUUAGUGACCAAAAAACUGAAGUCACCAUUAGCAGCAAGCACCAAGAAGCUGGCAAGCCAUUCCAAGAGUCUUUCGUGAUUGAGGCUCGUGGUUUUAAGCGAACAAACAUUCCUUCUGCAUAUAUGAUGUCUGGUACAGGGAGAAGCUUAAAAGCAAUCAAGGUUUCAGCCUCUAGCGACGUGUCUGUCUACGGUCUAAUGUAUCAAGAUUUUACAACGGACGGCUAUCUCGGCAUACCAACAAACAAUCUCGGUACUCAGUACGUAGUGGUGACGUUUCGUAGAGCAUCACAAUUUGCAAUAAUUGGGACUCAGGAUUCUACGACAGUUCAUGUUACCUUACGCGACACCGUUUCGUUUGGAGAUCAAACCUACAAUCAAGGUGACGUGUUGACGUUUAUGGUGAAUGAGUUAGAAGUGGUUCAGAUCCGGAGUACAAAUGACUUAACGGGAAGCAUUGUUCAAAGUGACAAGCCUGUGGCAGUAUUUAGCGGCAACGAGUGCGUAAAUACACCAGGUUCAGCCUGUGACACACUGACUGAGCAGUUGGUACCCAUUAAUAGUUGGGGACAGAAACACAUAUACACUUCAUCUCAAAACAGCGACAGUAAUAUUUAUCGAAUUAUUGCCUUUUUCAGUGGUACAAACGUUACCAUUCCUGGAGUUCCAAAUCAGCUUCUAGACUCAGGUGAAUUUUGGGAAGGAAGUUUGCAUAGUUCAGGUCUCGUUUCGUCAAGCAAACCUACACUGAUGAUGCAGCUGUUAGCGUCUGUCAACGGUCGAACAGUUGACCCUUCUUUGAUACAUAUUCCAUCUGAGGAACAAUUUGGAUAUGUGUUUGGGUUCACAACUCCUCCACAUUCGGGAGGGGACUCUGGAGGUUAUUUUAAUUUUAUCAACAUUGUCACCAAAAGAGACGCUCGUCAGACAGUGCAUCUUAAUGGUUUCCCAAUCAAUGCUACAGAUAUUCGCGAAAGUAAUGUCUCCGGUACCAUAUAUUCAUUAAUUACCGUACAGCUACCUAAAGGAGAAGGAGUUUACUAUGUUGAACAAACUGAUCCACUUUCAUCACCAUUAUCUGUCAUUGUCUAUGGAUACGAAAAUUCUGAAUCAUAUGGGUAUGCAGCUGGGUUGUCUCUUCCAAACAAUAAACAGCUCCUGAGUUUCACACCAUACUAUUUCCGAGAGCUUGGUGGAGAAAUUCUUACAAUUACUGUGCCCUGUCUUGAAACGAACACCAUAGCUUAUCAAAGUGCAAUGUGCAAAUUUAACACUGGUAUUGGGGAUGUCCUUGUGUUCGCAGACCGCGUUGAUCCCUAUAUUGUCAGCUGCAUCACUCCGACUUUCUACAAGAAUGGACUUACGAACGUGUCUGUCUCACUUGAUGAUGGCAACACAUUCCCGUACACUGGCAUUGUCUACGUAGCAUCGCAAGAAGACUUGGAGCCUCUUCUGACUGUUACACAGGCAAAUUGGGAAGAAAGAGGCGAGAUUAUCGAUCUCACAGUGCACGAUCCCAUUAUUUUAUCAUGGGAUCCUGAAAUCAUGGGUGAAGACGUAAUGGAAGUUGAUGUCAUGAUACAAUACUCGGACAUUAACAACAACGGCUUUCCAGUUUUGAUGGAAGAUAUCACUGUUAUAAAAAUGGCCCCAAACAACGGUAGCGUCAUCAUCUCUACAGCUCUUCUAAUUUCACGUCUUGGUAAUGCAAUAAAAAGGGGAUUAGACUUGUCGAGUGCAGCAUUUCACAUAAAACGUGUCGAGAAAGAACGUGUCGGGAAAUCUAUCUUACGCGGCGUCACUUGGUUGGUGAAAAGAUAUACGAGACACCUACUAAUUAAAUUAGUUAGUCAUGUUCUUUGUAUAGCUUCCACCAAGAUACUAAGUGUUCCAAAUGACGUUCCCGCCUGUCCAUGUACUUCAACUCAGGCUAAUGCGGAUUCUAACUUCGUAAAUGCAAAUUUUCUGAAUUUUUUCUUUCAUAAAGGAGCUGAGGACUGCUUCAGAUCAACAACAUCAACCCAAGCAGGCUCUGGCCAACAGUGCUGUUAUGGAAAAGAUGGUAACAUCUUAGUCGGACCCCCGGGUGGAGGAACUGCUGACAGAUACAGUCCAGCGGAUCAUUUCUGGCUCCAUCAAGCGUAUGAUGUGCUUCCGUAUAUUGCCUGCUGCAAAUUAUCAAACAACUGCGACAAAUACUAUAAAAAACGGCCAUCAGAUGAUUGCUCGGAUUAUGAUCCACCUAGACCAGCAGCAGGUACGGGAGACCCUCACGUAACAACUCUUGAUGGUAAGAAAGUCACUUUCAACGGAGCUGGGGAAUUCCUGAUGGCGUCUAACUUUAACAAAGACAUGAUGUUAGCAGAUGUAAUCAUCACAUUCUGCGAGGAAGCCGGAGACAUACUACAAAACUUAAGUAUGCUUACAGAUGACAGUAGGGUAAUCAAAAUGCGAUACUCUUAUUCAGAAGAGCAAGAUGGAUAUGGAGACGACUGA
Molecule: messenger RNA, 2914 nt
Organism: Anneissia japonica
Lineage: Eukaryota; Metazoa; Echinodermata; Crinoidea; Comatulida; Comatulidae
Exons: 4
Coding region: 194-2914 (906 amino acids)
Source: RefSeq, a predicted model, not a curated record